Molecule: messenger RNA, 1059 nt
Organism: Histoplasma mississippiense
Lineage: Eukaryota; Fungi; Ascomycota; Eurotiomycetes; Onygenales; Ajellomycetaceae
Exons: 3
Coding region: 1-1059 (352 amino acids)
Biological process (GO): sphingolipid biosynthetic process
Cellular component (GO): endoplasmic reticulum membrane
Molecular function (GO): 3-dehydrosphinganine reductase activity
Source: RefSeq, a predicted model, not a curated record
AUGCGUAACUUCUACAAGACCACAAAUGAGUUCGUUGUGGAGAGGAAGAUGGUGGUUGUUACCGGUGGUUCGGAUGGCAUGGGCAAAAGUGUCGCUAUGGAGUUAGCCAAAAAAGGGGCCAGUGUAACAAUCGUCGGCCGCGAUGUGAGCAAGUUACAAGCUGUCUAUGAAGCCAUGAAGACAUUCGCUCCUCCCACGUGCGACCAGAAAUUUCACUGGAUCAAAGCCGAUUUGACCGACCCCAAGGAAUCUGAACGUGUCAUGGACGAAGUUACCGAGUUCAACGACGGAGUGUAUCCCGAUAUUGUCUGGUGCUGCGUUGGACAGUGUUUGCCUGGGUUUUUCCUCCAUUCUUCUCUUGAGACCUUGAGAGCACAGAUGGACACCAAUUUUUGGACCUCAGCAUAUACUGCAAGGGCUAUUAUGAAGCGAUGGCUAGCUCCGGCCUCUACUGCUCAAUCUCCGGAACAGCCACCUCGUCGUCAUUUGAUCUUUACUAGCUCCGCUGCUUGCUUUGUCCCGGUGGCUGGGUACGCGCCAUACGCGCCAGCAAAAGCAGCCCUACGCGCCCUCGCGGAUGCCUUGACUUCUGAGAUCGAGAUUUAUAAUGGCUCCCGAAGAAACCCGUCCCUCAACGCCCCUGCUGCGGAUGUGAGAACCCAUAUCGUUUUCCCGAUGGGAAUUUUGAGCCCUGGAUUUGUCCAUGAACAAAGAAUGAAGCCUGCCGUGACGAAACACCUUGAAGAGUCUGACAAGCCACAAACACCAGACGAAGUUGCCACGAUUUCUAUCAGGGGGCUCGAAAGAGGCCAAUACAUGAUUACAACAAUGGCGGUAGGCACGAUCAUGAAAGCAAAUUCAAUGGGGGGUAGUUAUAGGAACAACGUCAUUUUCGACACUUUAACCACCUGGAUGAGCAGUCUUAUUUUCCUUCAGGUUGUCCCGGACUUGAGAGGGAGGGCCUUCCGAUGGGGCCGAGUAAACGGCAUUCCCAAGAAAGGAGAAGACAAUAGCUUGGCACCUCAACCCGUGAUGGGAGACUGUAUCGACGGGGAAUAA